Panicum virgatum (switchgrass) is the source of this 1874-nucleotide messenger RNA. Its product is annotated as peroxidase 31-like. The record is from RefSeq and is a predicted model, not a curated record. Gene Ontology annotation, molecular function: peroxidase activity; heme binding. Bases 506 to 1600 code for a protein of 364 amino acids. Gene Ontology annotation, biological process: hydrogen peroxide catabolic process; response to oxidative stress. The transcript has 4 exons. NCBI's taxonomy places the organism in Eukaryota, Viridiplantae, Streptophyta, Magnoliopsida, Poales, Poaceae.
GAUGAUUCUCUAGGUUCUUCAAGUGCGUUGUUCCAUGAGGUCGCAAUACAUGUGAUUGGGGAUAAAGCUAAUGACAUGCUGCUGGAUAUGGUCGACAAAGGUUGUUGAUUUGAAUGUAGUGAAGGACCGUAGAUUCUGGGUGCAGCAAACCGCUUUGGCAAACAAGGUGUCAUCUCAUCUGUGCAGGCACAAAUCCAGUGCAUUUGAAGGUUGGCAGCUUGCUAAAUGUAGUAAAACCAGGAGGAGAGACACACGUUACAAGCCGCACGGCAUGCGCGCGCGCAGUGUUUUCCUCCAUUGACAACUCCUCUUCUUCCGUUCUUCCCCCCGCGAACCUCUCCCCGCCACUCCCUCUGCUCCGUUCGCUCCCCUGCAUGGCCUGGCCUCCAAGAACGGCCGCUCCUCCAACCCCUCCCCUCUCCUUGCAUUUCUUGAACCCAAUACACUCGCCCCUCCACGUUAGGAGCGAGGGAACACCCAUCAGCCAAGAGCCACACGCACAGCGAUGUACCAGCGCGAGAUAUCAGCCAUGCGCCUGUCCCUCCUCCUCGUGGCGGCCGCCCUCUCGGCCCGCGCGGCGGCGCAGAUGCCGCUGGGCGGCCAGGGCCCACCGGUCGCGCCCGGCGGCGGGCAGGUACAGCCGGUGGUGGGCGGCGGCCCGCUGUCGCCCGAGUUCUACAGCCAGUCGUGCCCGCGCGCGGAGCGGAUCAUCGCGGAGGUGGUCCAAGCGAAGCAGAUGGCGAACCCGACGACGGCGGCGGGCGUGCUCCGCGUCUUCUUCCACGACUGCUUCGUGAGCGGGUGCGACGCGUCGGUGCUGAUCGCGUCCAACCAGUUCGCCAAGUCGGAGCACGACGCGGAGAUCAACCACUCCCUCCCCGGCGACGCCUUCGACGCCGUGGUGCGCGCCAAGCUGGCCCUGGAGCUGGAGUGCCCCGGCGUGGUGUCCUGCGCCGACAUCCUGGCGCUGGCGUCGCGCGUGCUGGUGACCAUGACCGGCGGGCCCCGGUACCCCAUCUCGCUGGGGCGCCGGGACUCGCUGUCCUCGUCGCCCACGGCGCCCGACGUGGAGCUCCCGCACGCCAACUACACCGUGGACCGCCUCAUCCAGAUGUUCGGCGCCAAGGGGUUCACGGUGCAGGAGCUGGUGGCGCUGUCCGGCGCCCACACGCUGGGCUUCUCCCACUGCAAGGAGUUCGCCGACCGGCUCUACAACUUCCGCGACAAGGGCGGCAAGCCGGAGGACUUCGACCCGAGCAUGAACCCGUCCUACGCCAAGGGGCUCCAGGCCGUGUGCAGGGACUACCUCAAGGACCCCACCAUCGCGGCCUUCAACGACAUCAUGACGCCCGGCAAGUUCGACAACAUGUACUUCGUCAACCUGGAGCGCGGCCUCGGCCUGCUCAGCACCGACGAGGAGCUCUUCACGGACCCGCGCACCAAGGCGCUCGUGCAGCGCUACGCCGCCAACUCCACCGCCUUCUUCGACGACUUCGGCCGCGCCAUGGAGAAGCUCAGCUUGUUCGGCGUCAAGACCGGCGCCGAAGGCGAGGUCAGGCGGCGCUGCGACGCCUACAACAACGGCCCAAUGCCCAAGUGAGGCGCGGUAUGCUCGGAUCGAUCGACCGACCUGUGUGACACGACGACCAUGCCGACAUGCCGUUGCUCGGCGGUCACGAUGGUGCUAAGAAUUGCAUUGCGCGGAAAUGUGUUAUGUUUCCUGCUCGAUCAAGUAAUUUAAUCUCUUGAGCAAUUUAAAUGACUGUCUUUGAUUCAAGUGUUGCUAGUACGAUACCAACGAAUUCCUUUCUUUCUUCUUUGAUUGAUCGUCUUGACCGGUCAGGUAAUAAAUAAAUGUGACUAGAUACCAAGAA